Dermatophagoides pteronyssinus (European house dust mite) is the source of this 1382-nucleotide messenger RNA. RefSeq names its product GDP-mannose pyrophosphorylase B (gene Gmppb). The record is from RefSeq and is a predicted model, not a curated record. NCBI's taxonomy places the organism in Eukaryota, Metazoa, Arthropoda, Arachnida, Sarcoptiformes, Pyroglyphidae. Gene Ontology annotation, molecular function: GTP binding; mannose-1-phosphate guanylyltransferase (GTP) activity. Gene Ontology annotation, biological process: GDP-mannose biosynthetic process.
UUAAUCAUUGAUUUCAUCGUUUAUAAUCCAAACAAAUUUGAUGACCAAACAAUUUUUUUUGUCAUUUGUCACCAAUAUCAUCGAGAAACACACCCUUUCAUUUCCAGUUAAUUUUUUUUCAUAUCAUUUUACAUUUUUUUAAAAUAUCGAAAUCAUGAAAGCAUUGAUUCUUGUCGGUGGUUAUGGAACUCGUCUUAGACCAUUAACAUUAUCAUUACCAAAACCAUUGGUUGAAUUCUGUAAUAAACCAAUGAUUUUACAUCAAAUCGAUGCAUUGGUUGAAUUUGGUAUUAAACAUAUUAUUUUGGCUGUUAGUUAUCGUGCAGAUAUGCUUGAAGAAUGUAUCAAAAAACAAGCUAAAGAGUUAGGAAUUAAAAUUACCUUCAGUUUGGAAGAAGAACCAUUAGGCACUGCUGGGCCAUUAGCAUUAGCACGCAAAUAUCUAUCUGAAGAUGAUGAGCCAUUUUUCGUGCUAAACAGCGAUGUUAUCUGUGAAUUUCCAUUCAAAUCUUUAUAUGAAUUCCAUAAAAAUCAUGGCCAUGAAGGAACUAUUCUGGUGACCAAAGUAGAAGAGCCUUCAAAAUAUGGUGUAGUCGUUUAUGAUCAAAAAUCUGGAAAAAUUGAAAAAUUUGUUGAAAAACCAGUUGAAUUUGUAUCGAAUAAAAUCAAUGCUGGAAUUUAUAUUUUUGAAACAUCUGUAUUGAAUCGAAUCGAGCUCAAGCCAACAUCGAUUGAAAAAGAAAUUUUUCCAAAGAUGGCUUCUGAAAAUGAACUAUAUGCUUAUGAAUUAUCCGGAUUUUGGAUGGAUGUUGGACAGCCAAAAGAUUUCAUCACAGGCACCGGACUUUAUCUUAAUUCAUUAAAAUCGAGAAAUAUUUUAACCGGUUCUAAUAAUCCUUUGAUAGUUGGUAAUGUUCUAAUUCAUCCUACAGCUAAAUAUGGUCAAAAUUGUCGAAUUGGACCUAAUGUUUCAAUCGGUGCCAAUGUUGUAAUCGAAGAUGGUGUCUGUAUAAAACGUUGCACUAUAAUGAGCAAUUCUAUUGUUCGAGCUCAUAGCUGGCUCGAUUCCUGUAUCAUUGGCUGGAAAUGUCGAAUCGGUAAAUGGGUCCGUAUGGAAAACAAUUGUGUACUCGGUGAAGAUGUUCUCGUCAACGAUGAACUUUAUUUGAACGGUGUAAAAGUUUUACCCAACAAAGAAAUUUCUAAAUCAGUUGCCGAACCAAGUGUUAUAAUGUGAAGUUAUUGUUUUUUUUUUUGUAUUUAAAACACAUUUAUUUAUAUAUUCGCUAAAAAAAUGAUAUGAAAAUUCUAUGUUAAGAAUUUUCAAAGUGCCUUCAAAAUUUUAUUUUGUCUUCAUUCAUCACCACCAAAUGAACGAUGUU